AUGCCACGCCUGAUCCGCCGACAGCCGCUGUUAGAACGCAUCCAGGGCUAUCUGAAUCCGGCCGAUCUUCUUCUUUGGUUGUCUGAAGAAUUUGAGUCACAGGGAUGGGAUCAGCUUGAGAAAGAAUGGGCCGUGCCGAUCGGAUUCGUACUGAAUCUGACCUUUAUUGUUGCAAGAGCCAACAGUCGAGGUGCAUCCGAAAGUUAUGAUGAUGUCUUUGGGGAUACUAGGAGGGCGACAGGCUGGUUUAGCUGGUUGGCCUCGUUCUUGGUCCAUUUUUUGGCCCUUCUAUCAUUCGUCAAUGCCACCUGCACAUUUUGGCGCAAAAGACAUUAUCGACUGUUCGAAGCAUCUGUCGAUACUGUCCCUAGCACACCCUCGGCUUACCGAGUCCGUGUAGACUCUUCCCCAAUAUCAUCCUCACCUCUACGAUUUUUAUCGAACAUACUUGGGGCAGACAACGCGCAGUCGAGAGCACACCCGGAUCCACAACGAGAUGUCUGGGAACUGGCCGUUUGGGAUCCAUUGCCUGUCUGCUUGAGACUCUUCUGUUAUUUCAGUCCUGGCCAUGUGUUGAUAUACUGCCUGUUCUUGCCUACAGCUAUAGCAGAUCCAAGACCUAGCAUGACCAUUGUUACUGCGAUUGCUGUUUCAGUACUUCUGUCAGUUCAGCUGUCAACGCUACAGUCGAGUUUUUCGCAGCAAUCGAAGGACUCAGCAUUGAUCUCGAAGGAACUCCUCCACGAAUACGACACCAAAUUUGUCCACCCGAGAACCCAGCCAUUGUAUCGGGACGUCGGAACUCAGUUCACGGAGCAAGCAUCUCAUAGUGCUCACAGGGAUGAAAAGUAUAACUUUGUUGAAGUCCAUACACCUAGAGUCGUGAUCAAUCGAGGCUUCAAGACCAACCCGAAUCCCAAUUAUUCGAAGCACACAGAUCCGGAUGGUGUUGCUGCUCGGCCAAGCUAUUCGCGAGGCCUCUCGUCCACACCCAGCAUCAUUCCAGGAGUGCAGCCUAUUCGGACCCCUGCACAUCUUCGCGACUCUUCUUCGCCCAUCAGACCUAGUACUGCUAUACGACAGCCCCAAUUCAAACCUGCGCCAGAAUCACAACCAGGUCUAGGUGGAAGCCUUGGGGUUUACUCACAUGCAAACUCGCCUCUAAAGAAAAAUCCAUUCGGCGGUCCUGAUAUGAGAGGCAAAUAUUCCAACGAUUACAUUAGGGAAAGAAGUUUGAGCCCGGAGAAGAGACCACCAAGCCCAGCUAAGCGGAUGAGUGUUCCAUCGACGGGCAUCAACACUCUAGCUGCAACCAAAAGAUGGGGACAUUUGCAGUCUAAUGCUAGACGUGAAAGUGGAAGAUUUUGA
Molecule: messenger RNA, 1368 nt
Organism: Endocarpon pusillum Z07020
Lineage: Eukaryota; Fungi; Ascomycota; Eurotiomycetes; Verrucariales; Verrucariaceae
Exons: 2
Coding region: 1-1368 (455 amino acids)
Biological process (GO): maintenance of rDNA; regulation of exit from mitosis
Source: RefSeq, a predicted model, not a curated record